This is a messenger RNA of Dermatophagoides pteronyssinus (European house dust mite), 2198 nucleotides long. RefSeq lists its product as uncharacterized. NCBI's taxonomy places the organism in Eukaryota, Metazoa, Arthropoda, Arachnida, Sarcoptiformes, Pyroglyphidae. Gene Ontology annotation, molecular function: phosphatidylinositol-3-phosphate phosphatase activity; phosphatidylinositol-3,5-bisphosphate phosphatase activity. The record is from RefSeq and is a predicted model, not a curated record. Gene Ontology annotation, cellular component: cytoplasm. Gene Ontology annotation, biological process: phosphatidylinositol dephosphorylation.
AUUCUUCGUAAUUCUCAACCGAAUGCAUCUGUAAUCGAAAAAACGGGGAUAACAUAUCUGUUCAAUUCAUUUUAUUUCAUUUGAAAAUCCAUCGGAAAGUAAGCUGGUAGGAUAAAUCAAUUUGGCCAGAUAAGAAUAUGAGCUCUACAUCAGACACAAAAAUUCGAAUGAAUUCUGGAUCACGUUCAUUAUCGAAUCAAAAUAACCGUCUUUCGUUGGGUUCCUGGUUUAAUCAGAACGAUCAAUAUGAUUUUCUUAAAGUUGAAAAUCGAAUACAUCGAUCAAAUUCAUUGAAACAAAAAGAUGAUACGAAUCAAAUUUCUAAAACAAAAAAUUUUACCGAACCAGAUUCUGUAUCGGAAAUGGGAUUUCCAGCUCUUACAAAACGUUUAUCCAGUCAUGUUGUACAAAGAUUUCGAAGAAAACAACGUGCCAGUAGUGUUACAAUAAAUCCGGCUGAUUUACAUGAUGAUAUUCUUACAUUCGACGGGGUUUUAUUCUAUCUUUCAAUGUCGAAUGGAUUGGCCGGAACAUUGACGACCAAUUCGAAAAAGAUAGUAUUCACAUCGGGUCUAGUCGAAUUGACAAGAAAUUGCAACAAUCAUCAUCAAAUGCGUAAGCAUAAUUUUCUUAAACAACCGGUACCGAUCAAUCCGAUCGACACUGAAAAUCUAAAUGCUGAAAUGGAAAUGUACGAAAUUGAUUUGUCUAAUAUUGCUGAAGUUUCAUUAGAAAUGCCCACAAAUCCGACUGCAAGAAGUAUCAUUUAUAUACAUUGUCGAAAUUUUAAACAUGCUAAAAUUGGACUAAAACAAUCAUCAGCUGAAUCAUUAUAUAAAAAAUUGAUUGCUGAACAUCAACGAAUGAAUCAAAAUUCAUUGAUAACUACUGAUUCAUUAUCUUCAUCAACAUUAACGGUAACAGAUGAUGGAACAAAAUAUUGUCGACCUUUGAUUUGGGAAUAUCUUCAUGAUAAUUAUCAUUAUCGUGUUCGAUCGGAUUGGGUUAAAUAUGAAAAAUGGUAUGUUAAUAAUUUCAAAAUUCAAUUCUCACAAUUCAACGAAUUGGAUUGUGCCUGUCCAUCAUUACCCGAAAUUGUUAUUGUACCAAGAAAAGUUGGCGAUAAAGAAUUAGAAUCGAUAGCCAAUAUGAGCGAUGGACAACGUGUACCGAUUAUAACUUAUUUACAUCGUAACAAUGGUCAUAUGAUUAUUCGUAGUACAACAUAUAAUUCAAAUCGUCUGCCAUUAAGAGAUCUUUAUCAUGAAAGAAUUUUUGAUGAUAAAUUAAAUUCACUUUUUGAAUUUAAUGUUAUGGCCAAUGUACCAUCAUUGGAAGAAGUAGAACGUGCACAUACAAAACUACGGAAAGCUUGUUUCAAAACAAUUCGUAUUAAUCAACAACAGCAACGAAAACAAAACAAUGAACAACUCGAACUUCAUUAUAAUAUUGAUUAUUGUAAACAUUUUUGGUCUAAAUGUUCAUCAUGGCUAUAUAUAAUGGCUAAACUAUUGAAAUUAAGUUCAAAAUUGGCUGAAAUUGUAUACAAACGAGAAUCGAUUGGUUUAGUUGAAAAAUUUGAUUCCAAUUGGAAUUGUUUGCUUUCUAGUCUUGUGCAAAUUAUUCUCGAUCCAGAAAGACGAACAAUCAAAGGUUUUCAACAAUUAUUGAGUAAAGAAUGGCUAUAUUUAUCCGGAUAUAAAAGUAUUGAUAGAAGAUUUGGACAUAAUGAUAGCAAAUAUAGACCGAUGAAUUGUCCGAAUCAUAUUCUUUUCCUAUUAUUUUUAGAUGCUGUUCAUCAAUUAUUACGACAAAAUAGCCAAUCAUUUGAAUUUUCUUCUUUUUAUCUGAUUCUUUUAUUAGACUAUCAAGUAAAUUCUGAUCUAGCUACUAAAGAAAAAUAUUUAGAAUUUGAAAUCAAUCAAUCACAUCCGCUUAUGAUAAAUCCAUUGUUUACGACUAUGACCACCACCACCACCACAAUGACCGGUUCAAAGCCAUUACGUAUCAAAACACAUAUUAGCCAUAUGUAUUUUUUUAGUAAACUUUAUUUUCGUAGUCUUGGUACACAGUUACCAUCAAGAUUUACAGCCGAAGAAUUACUUUAUAUUAAUGAAUUGGAUUCAAGAAAAUUGAUUUGAAAGUGAAAAAGAAGAAAAAGGAAAAAAUUUAUCGUUUAUUUAUUCGUUCAUUCAAAA